Molecule: messenger RNA, 2634 nt
Organism: Prosopis cineraria
Lineage: Eukaryota; Viridiplantae; Streptophyta; Magnoliopsida; Fabales; Fabaceae
Molecular function (GO): nucleic acid binding; zinc ion binding
Source: RefSeq, a predicted model, not a curated record
AUGAGCACUCCGAAAGAGCUCAUCUUCCGGAGCGCUCUUGUAAUGAGAGCUCCGAAAGAGUUGUUCUUCCGGAGCGCUCAUCAAAGAGCGCUCCGAAAGAGAUGUUUAUCUUCCGUCACUGUUCGCUGUUCCAGAUCGUCGUCCGCCGCUGUUUGCUGUUCUAGAUCAUCGUUCGCCACUGUUUGCUGUUCCAAAUCAUCGUCUGCUGCUGUUCGUUGUUCCAGAUUAGUGUUCAUCACUAUCUGUGCGGCUGCUGUACAUCAAAGGAAGCGACGCCGUGAAGACCUCCAUUGCAGCCGUGUGUCAUUGCUGUACAGCCGAGGAAGCAACACCGCAAAGACCUCCGUUACUGCCGUGAAGACUUUCGUUUCUGCCGUGAAGACUACACUGUUGCAGCAGUUUCGCUUGGAACUUGAUCAUAGGUUCCAUAAAGAGGAUAAAGAUGAGCCGGAGACUUCCUCUUCUAAAGGAAAGAAGCAUAAGAUCCCCAGCGAUGAUGAGGAGUAUGAAGAACCCCCUUCUCCUAAGGGAAAGAAAUCCUCAAAGCGUGGUGUUGACUUACCGGACCAAAAAGUAAAGUAUCCUUCAUUCAAGGGUAGUAACAAUCCAGAAAAAUACCUUGAUUGGGAAAUGAAGAUGGACCAAAUCUUCAUGACUCUUGAUUUGUCUGAGUCAAGGAAGGUAAAAACUGCUUCUUUGAAUUUCACUGACUAUGCUGUUUAUUGGUGGCAAGAUUUACAGUACAAAAGAAGCCAACUUGGGAAAAAGCCUAUUAAAACGUGGGAGAAGCUUAAAAGGUACUUGAGAAAGGCUUAUGUCCCCAGCUACUACUAUACAGAGCUGAAUAGAAAAUUGAGAAUGUUUUCUCAAGGAUCUAUGACAGUGGAGGAGUAUGUGCAUGAGUUGAAUAUCUUGAAGUUUCGUGCAAACAUUCAAGAAAAUGAACGUGAAGCAAUGUCAAGAAUUAUGGAUGGCUUGAGGCCAGAGUUGAGAGAUAAGCUUGACUUGUACACUUUUGUGGACAAGGAAGAGCUCAUACACAAGGCUAUAAAGUUGGAGCAGAGAAAUAAGAACAAACGUUCCAAGUCCUCUUGGAAAGACUCCAAGACAACUUCCAAAUGGAAGGAUUCCAAAGCCAAAGAUACAUCCCAGGCCAAGGAAGAAAUAAAGACCAAGUAUGAGGGUAAAACUUCUAACCCUAAACCUUCUUCUUAUUCAUCUAACACUUCUCCUAUUAAGUGUUUCAAAUGUCAUGGUGUGGGCCACAUGGCGAGAGAUUGUAGCAAUAAAAGGGUUAUGAUCUUGAGAGAUGAUGGUGGCUAUGAUAGUGUGCAUGAAAGUGAUAAAGAUGAUGCUGAUAAUGUUGAUGAUGAUUCUACCUCCCAUGAAUCAAAUGAUGAGCUUGAAUGCAAUGGUGUAGUUGACUCUAUCUUGGUGGCAAGAAGAGCUCUCAAUAUUCAACCAAAGGAGGAUGAUGAACAUGAGCAACGCGAGCAUAUUUUUCACACUAGAUGCUUCAUCAAAGAGAAAGUGUGUAGCAUGGUAAUUGAUGGUGGUAGUUGCACUAACGUCGCUAGCACUUUACUUGUAGAUAAAUUAUCUUUACCUUUAAUUCCACACCCUAAGCCCUACAAAUUGCAAUGGUUGUAUAGGGCUAACCCUGAAGAGACUAAGGAGAUCCAGCGCCAAGUAGAGGAAUUGAUGAUGAAAGGCUUUGUGCGUGAGAGCCUUAGCCCUUGUGCUGUCCCUGUUAUCUUGGUGCCAAAAAAAGACGGAUCUUGGAGGAUGUGUGUUGAUUGUAGAGCAAUCAACAAAAUCACUGUAAAGUAUCGUUACCCUAUCCCUAGACUUGAUGAUAUGCUUGAUGAAUUACAUGGUGCUUCUAUCUUUUCUAAAAUUGAUCUUAGAAGUGGUUAUCAUCAAAUUCGUAUGAAAGAGGGUGAUGAAUGGAAAACUGCCUUUAAAACUAAAUUUGGAUUAUACGAAUGGUUAGUUAUGCCUUUUGGUUUGACUAAUGCUCCUAGCACUUUUAUGGCAUUAAUGAAUCAUGUUUUUAGAAAGUUUAUAGGCAAGUUUGUUGUGGUUUACUUUGAUGAUUUGAUUUAUAGUAAAUCUUUGACUGAUCAUAUGAAUCAUCUUAAAAAUGUGUUUGACAUCUUGAGGGAAUAAUUAUAUGCUAAUUUUCAAAAGUGUUUCUUUUGCAUGGACUCUGUUAUCUUUUUGGGAUUUGUUGUUGGAUCACAGGGAAUUCGUGUAGAUGAGGAGAAAGUUAAGGCUAUUCGUGAAUGGCCAACCCCUAAGAAUGCAAGUGAAGUGAGAAGCUUCCAUGGCUUAGCAAGCUUCUAUAGGAGAUUUGUUAGGGAUUUCUCUAGCAUUGCUGCCCCUCUUAAUGAACUUGUUAAGAAGAAUGCGACCUUUAAAUGGGAUAAAACACAAGAAAGGGCCUUCCAAACCCUAAAGGAUAAAUUGACAAAAUGCAGCACCACAAAGAUCAAGAAGGGUAUCUCGGAUGAAGAGCUUGCAGUUGUCAGAAAAGCCUUAAGGGGUGGCUAUCAUAUAGUGCCAUCAGUGAAUAUUUUCAAUUUGAGGGAAUGGAUUUUGGGAUCUGGUGGUCAUAUGCAGUUAUUGGGGUAG